Messenger RNA from Paramecium sonneborni, 645 nucleotides. Lineage: Eukaryota; Ciliophora; Oligohymenophorea; Peniculida; Parameciidae. The record is from the annotation of a GenBank genome assembly.
AUGAACAUGAGAACAUUUAUUCUCGCAGGAAAUUUUACUUUAAGUGUAAUUUUCACAAUAAUUUGUGUAAUGAUUGAGAUUCAGGAAAAAGAAAAUUAUUUUUCUCUUAUACUACAAAUAAUAUAUGGUAUCUCAUAAUCAACAACUAGGCAUAGAUUAUUCUUUAUACAAAUAGAUGAUCUCUACCAAUUAAAGAACCUGAAUAAAUAUCUCCAAAUUUAUCUCCAAUAUUAGGUGUAGCAGCAAAGCAACUCAAAAGUAUUAUUUUUUUAUCUGUUACAAACCAAUUGUAUGCCUCAGUAUAUUUAGCAGCUGUCUCUUUAUUUACAAUUAACGUUAUAAAUGCCUUUUUCUUAUAAAGUGCUCCUUCUGCAGAUACAAAAAAGUUAAAGAUUGAGGAAAUUGAAUAACUUAUAGCUAAUAAUAGCAAUGAUUGAAUAAAAAUUGGAACUAAAUUUAAAUACAUAAUAAGAAGAAACAAGAAUGAAGUUGUAAAUUAAUUGUAGCCAUUGUUAAAUCCUCGUUAAAUCAAACUGUGUACUAAUAUCAACCACCAAUAAAAAUCUAUAAAUAAUAAGAAUAAUUAAAUUAUAACUGCUUAUAUUUGGAUGUGCCAAAACUGUAUAUUCUAUUCUUAGAUACUGA